This is a messenger RNA of Serendipita indica DSM 11827, 498 nucleotides long. The record is from the annotation of a GenBank genome assembly. NCBI's taxonomy places the organism in Eukaryota, Fungi, Basidiomycota, Agaricomycetes, Sebacinales, Serendipitaceae.
AUGGACGGACGCGGCAUGCGCUUUCAUGGGGAUUUGCGUUUGGGAGUCAAACCUGAAUAUGAAGGAAUAUUUCGAGGGGGAUUCGCUGGUAUCAAGACUCGAGCGCGACCAACGUUGUUUGGAAACCUCGCCGAAAAUUUAUCUAUGUAUGAAUACCUUGGGCUAAGAGUCAAGGUUGGAAAGCCGCCUUGCAUACGGGACGCCUGGUAUAUCAAUCUACGGACAAAGACCAUGGACCCGAACCACGUCUGGCAGCAUCGUCUCUUCCUUCGAUCAACAGACGGAGAAUUCGAGGACGCGGUGGUACGACUCGACGACUUUGGGUACACUGCUUCUGGAAACAUGGUCGAAACCAUCGAUGAGAUGGAAAUGGAGAGCAUAGAGAUGCUAGGGGUCUCUCUUCUCGGCGGAAAUGCGGGGUUGCAGGGCCCUUACGAAUUGACCAUCGACGAGAUUUGGGCGACGAACGAUCCAACCGCUACACCCCGUAGAAACUAA